Stylonychia lemnae is the source of this 177-nucleotide messenger RNA. NCBI's taxonomy places the organism in Eukaryota, Ciliophora, Spirotrichea, Sporadotrichida, Oxytrichidae. The record is from the annotation of a GenBank genome assembly.
AUGGCAAAAAAGAAGAAGGCGCAAAUGCUCUUUAAAUUAGUUAGCUCAGCAGCAACUGGAUUCUAAUACAUAGGCGAGAAAAACAUUAAACAUGCAGCAAGAAAAAUGAUGCUGCGCAAAUUCGACCCAAUUGUCAACAGAUACGUAUUGUUCACAGAGGCAAAACUUAAGAAAUGA